Messenger RNA from Synchiropus splendidus (mandarinfish), 5002 nucleotides. RefSeq names its product coagulation factor VIII, procoagulant component (gene f8). NCBI's taxonomy places the organism in Eukaryota, Metazoa, Chordata, Actinopteri, Syngnathiformes, Callionymidae. The transcript is spliced from 27 exons. Bases 79 to 4887 code for a protein of 1602 amino acids. Gene Ontology annotation, molecular function: copper ion binding. The record is from RefSeq and is a predicted model, not a curated record.
GCCGCGCGCAGGAGGAGCUCCAAAGGCGGCCGCGCUUUGGCCCGAUCUUCGUCACAGGUGUCCGGUCCUCGGCCCACGAUGAUCCAGCUGCUGCUGCUGCUGCUGCUCCUCUGCGCCGCUGGAGCGCAGCCGCAUCCUCCCGUGACCGUCAGAAACUACUACAUCGCUGCAGUGGAAAUUGGCUGGGACUACAUUCACCUGGACGGUGGGAGCGCAGGCUCUGAGCAAAGAGCCAAACUCAAAGACACCGCCAAAAAGUACAUCAAAGCAGUUUACAGAGAGUACACGGAUUCCACCUACAGCGUCCCCAAACCCAGACCUCCCUGGGCAGGUAUUCAAGGUCCAGUCAUCUACGCGCAGCCGAGGGACCGUGUGGUGGUCCACUUCAAAAACCUGGCCUCACAGCCGUACAGCAUCAGCCCUGUUGGAGUCACCUACUGGAAACAGAGUGAAGGAGUUGGGUAUGAUGACUCCACAGCAGGCCAGGAAAAGGAAGACGAUGCUGUGGCCCCUGGUGGAUACUAUGAGUAUGUUUGGGAGAUUAGUCCUAAUGACGGUCCAACGGCGAGCGACCCCGAGUGCCUCACCUACUCCUACUCAUCCCAGGUGAAUCCUGUGAGGGAUGUGAACUCAGGACUCAUCGGAGCGUUGCUCAUCUGCAAGAAACCUGGUCCGUUGAACGAAAAAGGCGAGAGGAAAAAUCCAGCCUUCGUCCUCAUGUUCGCUGUGUUUGAUGAGAAUAAGAGCUGGUACGGUGAGGUGGGAGAAAGGAAGAGCAGGGGGAGGUAUCAGAGGACGAAGAGCAAGGAUGAGUAUCACACCAUCAACGGAUACAUCAACUCUACUUUGCCUGGCUUGACUAUGUGCCAAGGAAAGACUAAUGUGUUUUGGCAUCUAAUUGGACUGGGAACAGCUCCCAGAAUUCACUCCAUUCAGUUCCAGCAUCACGCUCUGCAGGUCCUAAAUCACCGUAAGGUCACGCUGGAGAUGACAUCAAUGAGCCUCAUCACUGCCGAGAUGAGACCUGCCACCGUCGGCCACUUCUCCAUCAGUUGUCAGAUCCACGCUCACCGCUCUGAUGGGAUGCAAGCGGAAUUCACUGUGGACAAAUGCCCCACAGUGGCUCCCCCGCCGGGGCCGGAUCGGCGCAACGCCAAGCACAGUGACUAUGACUAUUUCGACGUUGAGAUCAUGGCACCGUUUGAACCCAGAUCCAGAGGUCCUCAUCCCCAGAGCUGGGAGCAUUUUAUUGCUGCAGAAGAAAUCACUUGGGAUUAUGCUCCUCAUCUCUCCUCCUCUGACAGUGAGCUGCAGUCCAGGUAUCUUCCAUCCCGCCCUCACCACUCCAGCUACAGGUAUAAAAAGGUGGCGUAUGUGGAAUACACCGACGCAUCCUUCACUCGGAGGAAGCAUCCGGCCAAUACAUUUUUAGGCCCACUUCUGAAGGGGAAAAUCAACGAUCAGCUUCGUAUAACCUUCAAAAACCUGGCCAGUCGUCCUUACAACAUCUACCCCAACAGCCUCUCCAACGUCUCUCCAAUGUAUCGAUCUGUGAACGCAGCUAAAAAUGACCUGCGCUCACUGGGCAUUCAGCCCAACGACACAUUCGGAUACAUUUGGAAGCUGACCCCUGAGGACGGACCGCUGGAGGGCGACCCUCCGUGUCUGACCCAGCUGUAUCAGAGCGCAGUCUCUCCAGAGGAAGACUUGGCUUCGGGGCUGGUUGGAAGUCUGCUGGUCUGCGGAUACGAAGCCCUCGACCCGAGUGGAAACCUGACCGGCGCAGAUCAGGAUUCCGCUCUGAUAUUUGGCGUCUUUGACGAAAACAAAAGUUGGUACCGUGAAGAAAACAUUCCAGAAUCAGCGAGGAACUCUUCCCAGAUCACAGAAGCUGAAUUUUACAACUCCAAUGUCAUAUACAGUAUAAACGGCCUCAUGUUCCGUGGGCGUGGGUUUGUGAUGUGCAAGACUGAUGUGGCCUUCUGGCACGUGGCCAGCGUGGGCACCCAAAGUGACUUCCUCUCAGUCUACUUCACGGGGAACCUCUUCUUAAACCAGGGCCUUUAUCACUCAGUGCUCACUCUGUUCCCAAUGACUGGCAUGACUGUCGCCAUGGAGAUGGAGCUGAUGGGCGAGUGGGAGAUCAGCGCCUUCGAUGGAAGCCUCAGGAACCAAGGGAUGAGUGUCUAUUACGUCGUCCGAACCUGUAACAAGAGAGAAAACCCCAUGGUGGACGAUGAUGAUGACAUUGAAGAAGACAUCUCUGACUACAUGGACCUGAUUGAUCAGCAGCCGAGAGGUUUUAAACCUCAGAAACUUAAAAUGAUGAUCGAGCUGUGCAGAAAAGUUUGGGACUACCAGAAUGCUACCACAGGAAGUGGUAAGGAAAGUCUUCCGGAUGCAGGAAACCAAACCACAGUGUCCGAAGGACUGAUUCCUCUGGAUGUGUUGAAGGAGUUGGAGGAAGAAGAGAAGAUGGAUUCACAGAAUGAAACGGAGUUCGAAGGACGUGCGAGACAGAGGAGAGAAGCAGAGGGCAAUUGGACCGAUGGAGAACACAAGGAAAACAUGAUAGUACAGGAUCAGGGGAAAGUUUUGGACAAUCAUACGGACGGUGCGUCAGAAGACGAAAAUAUCAAGAGGAUUGCAGAGUAUAAUGAAAUCAUCCCGGAGGGAACCAGAGCACCAAAGACAGAGAUUCCUGCUGGCGAGGAGGGUGAAUUUCAGGGCAUGGAUCUUGGUCUUGUUCCUCCGAGUCAAUACCCUGAGGACCAAAUGGAUUACCCGCCCGGUGAGGAUUACAGUUACCUCACGCUGGACAACAACGGCACACACUUUGAUCUGUCUCUGGAGUACGACGACUACAGCGACGAGAGCAACAUCACGUUCGAUGGAUUUGGAGCCGCACAUAUUGAUGUGAGAUCCGGUGGGAGUAAAUUUAGCCACUACUAUAUCGCCGCCCAGGAGGUCACAUGGGACUAUGGCAUCCCGAAGCCACAGCAGCUUCUAACACCAAGGGAGAUGCAACGUGGGAUGAGGAAGUUCCUGCCUGACUACAAGAAGGUGGUGUUUCGAGAGUACAGGGAUAAGACGUUUCAAGAGCCUCUUCACAGAGGCGUGUUGGCGGAGCACCUGGGACUCAUGGGGCCCUUAAUCAGAGCAGAGAUUGGUGAUCUUCUUUACGUGGUAUUCAAGAACAACGCAUCCAGACCCUUUUCCUUCCACCUACAUGGAAUUUAUGACCACAGCCAGGGGGCCGGCUUCACUCAGAGCCUUUCUUCUUCUGCUCCGUUCGGUGUUCCUGGGGAUCCGGUUCCCCCCGGACAGGCACGCACGUACGUCUGGAAGGUGUCUGAGAAACAGGGACCUUCCCAAGCAGAAUUCGACUGCAAACCUGGAGCGUACUACUCCACUGUGGACAAGGAGCGAGACCUUCACUCGGGGCUGAUCGGCCCCUUGCUUAUUUGCCGAAGCGGGACCCAGGGCCGAAGGCUGAACACCACCAUCCAGGAGUUCUCCCUCCUCUUCCACUCUUUUGAUGAGACGAAAAGCUGGUACUUUGAGGAGAACCUGCAGAGGCACUGCGCUCCUCCCUGUCAUGCUAAUCCCGAGGACCCCUGGUACCACACCAGUAACACGUUUUCAGCGAUCAACGGCUAUGUGGCGGAGACUCUCCCCGGUCUGCUGGUGGCACAGCAUCAGCUAGUGAGGUGGCACCUCAUGAAUGUGGGGCGCGAUGGAGAGUAUCACGCUGUCCAGUUCCAUGGCCUGCCCUUCACCGUGCACACUGAAAAGCAGCAUCGUAUGGGGGUCUUCAACCUCUUCCCUGGUGUGUUUGGCUCUGUGGAAAUGAGACCCUCCACGGCCGGCACCUGGCUGGUGGAGUGCACUGUAGGAGACUAUCAGCUGGCUGGCAUGAGGGCCAAGCUCCUGGUUUAUGACCCGCGAUGCAAGCAGCCCCUGGGCAUGAGGUCAGGGAGGAUCAAUGAUUCACAGAUCAUUGCAUCAGACCACAUCGGACGCUGGGAGCCGCAACUGGCCCGACUGCAUCAGUCCGGAUACAUCAACGCCUGGAUGGGCAGGAGUGCUUCCUCCUGGAUUCAGAUUGACCUCCUAAAGCCCAUGCUGGUGCACGGAGUGCAGACCCAGGGUGUCCGCUCCAAACUGAAGGAUUACUACGUCUCACACUUCCUCGUCUCCCACAGCCUCGACCAGGAGACCUGGAUGCCCUACCGGGGAAAUACGAGCAGAGAGAGCAAGAUCUUCUCUGGGAGCAUUGACAGUUCCACGGUGAAGCAGAACCUCUUCCAUCACCCCUUUGUGGCACGUUACGUCCGAAUCCUCCCGCGGAACCCCAGGCCUGCGCUGCGGCUGGAGCUGCUGGGCUGUGACCUCAACAGCUGCUCCUUCCCGCUUGGCCUCCAGAAGUUAUUAAUUCCCGACACCGACCUCCGUGCCUCCUCGAAUUAUUCGUCGUUCCUGCGGCACUGGGGCUCAAACCUCGCUCGGCUCCAUCUGGAGGGCAGCGUCAACGCCUGGAGGCCAAAGACCAACAACCCUCAUGAGUGGCUGGAGGUGGACCUGGGGAGUGUCAAGCGCAUCACGGGGGUGGUGACCCAGGGGGCCAAGUCACUGCUGACACCGAUGAUGGUGACAGAGUUUGCAGUCUCCGUCAGCGACGACAGACAAUCCUGGAGCUCUGCCAUGGAGCCCGGCUCCCAGAGAGUAAAGAUUUUCCCUGGGAACAGUGACCCUGAUGAGGAAGCCUACAACGUGAUCGAGCCUCCACUCUUUGGCCGCUACAUCCGCAUCAAUCCCCGAGGAUGGAUCAACGACAUCGCUCUGCGCCUGGAGGUGCUGGGCUGCGACACACAACAGUCCUACUGAAACAUGACAUAUUGAUAUACACUGGCUGAGAGUCAGGCUUCCAACCACAUGGUGCGGCGCUGCUGCACUGUUGUAAAUAUAUUACAUACACUUGUUAAAUAAAAAGAAAAAAUCA